This is a messenger RNA of Onychostoma macrolepis, 4222 nucleotides long. It is a transcript of the gene pidd1, whose product is annotated as p53-induced death domain protein 1. Lineage: Eukaryota; Metazoa; Chordata; Actinopteri; Cypriniformes; Cyprinidae. The transcript is spliced from 17 exons. Gene Ontology annotation, biological process: DNA damage response; signal transduction; apoptotic process. Gene Ontology annotation, molecular function: protein binding. Bases 446 to 3286 code for a protein of 946 amino acids. The record is from RefSeq and is a predicted model, not a curated record.
CUCAUAAAAUGAUGCUUCAUUUGAUUCUUUCAUCCACAACCAGACUACUAGAUAAGAUAAGUGACAUUAGAUAGAGAUAGCCGAUUAGAUAAGUCUAAGUCUAUUAUAUUAUACUACAUUAACAUGUAUUUUAAGUGUACUUCUUUGCUGUCACUGUGUCUUUAAGAAAUCUCCUCCCGCCUUUUGCUCAAAGUUCCGCGUUUUAUAGAAUGCUCGAGACCGGAUAUCGUCUUAAACGUUACAGACACGUCACGUCCAUCAAGAAUUACGCGCCCAAACUCCAGCAUUUGCAGGGGCUUGUCUGAACAUGGCCACUCAGUCUAGAGAUGUGACCCCACCGUGGUGAUGGAAAGAUGAAGACGGAGGUGCCAGAUUCAUCGCUCCUUCAUUUUUCUCACUAUAUGUUGUUUGUAGGAGGAGCUGAAGAAAAGAAAAAAAGGAAUAGAUGGAGAGAGAGGAGAACAAAGAGGCAGAGGAGAAAGUGUGGCUGGCCACAUCUGAUAGAGAAAGAAAAGAAGGAUAUAUUGAUGGUUUUUCAGCUGAAAGAGGAGCGAUGAUGGGUCUGGUUUUACCAGGUUUCUUUGGGAACUUACAGUUGGAGGAAAGUUCCCCAUUAGGACUCUCUCUUUCCUCUGACCAUACGGACACCUGGGCUCCGUCCAUCCUGUCGUCCUCUUCCUCCUCUCUGCCCUGUCUCUCUCCUCCUCUUCCUCCGUCGGUGGGGCUGGAUGGCGUGCUGGCAGAGGGCCGGCUGGUUCUGGACAUUUAUCGGGGCGGAGGAGAAGUUCUGCCUGUGUUCUGGGAGUGUGUUCAGGAGCGGAUGAGAGGCCUGCAGUACCUCAGACUUGGAUCAGAGGACGAGGGGGCGCUAGAGAGAGCGCUGAGUGUCCUGCCCCGACUCACACAACUGCGCUCUCUGACUAUCAGAGGACACCGUUUCCAUGACCCUCAGGGUGACCCCCUCCCCGGCCUGCUCUCCUCUCUCCCUGACUCCGUCUCCUCUCUGUCUCUCCUCGUUCACCUUGAUCUCUCCUUCAACCAUCUCUCCUCUUUUCCUCCCUGUCUCCUGUCUCUCUCUCAUCUCUCGGAUCUGCUGCUGUGUCAUAAUCGGCUGACGGGUGUGCCGGAGGAUCUGGGAGCGCUGGCGUCCCUGCGGCGGGUGAGUCUGCUGGGGAACAGGCUGGUGGAUCUGCCCCGAGGUGUGGGCCUCCUCUGCAGGCUGGAGGAGCUGGACGUGUCCUUCAACCAGCUGCAGAGACUUCCAGAUGAACUCGGCCAACUACAGGACUUACAAAAACUAGAGCUGUCAAAUAACAGGCUCAGAUCGCUGCCGGAGACUCUGGGGUCUCUCCGCUCUCUGAGGCAGCUAGUAAUCCAGAGUAAUGAUCUGAGGAGUGUUCCUGAAUGUUUGCACUCCCUCCCGCUGCUCAACAGACUGGACUUGAGGAACAACCCGCUGGAUCGACCGCCGACGCCCCCACUGAUCGCCCGCGUGACUCCAGUUCUGGAAGAAUCUGAGAUCCCAGAGCUGCACCUCGGAUUUCAUCAACACAGUUUUCAAGUAACACCUGCUGGCUGUCACGUGUUCCUUCCUGGAGGGGCGGAACUCUUGUUUCCACGGAGAUGCGUAAAUGCAGUCACACAACUCCAGUGGGCGGAGAGGAGACCAGACAGAAAGUGGGUGUGGCUAGAGGAGCAUGACAUUCUGUUGAGUCGACGGCUGGAGCUCCGCCCACACGGAGCCACAUUUGAGAAGCCGGUAGUGGUGUGUAUUCCAUAUCACAAAGCACGGAAAGGUGAUGUUGCGGUUCGCAGGUUUGAUGGUCGGUCUUGGACGACACUACCCACCCUGACCAGAAGGGGAAGUGAGAAACACAGCUGCAGGCCAGGGGGACACUCAGCGCGGUUGGCCUGCUGCAGUGUGUCGCAGUUCUCAUGGUUUGUGGCCAUCUCACGUCCUUUCCUGGACAGUUGCUCUGUGUCUCCAGUCGGGGCGCUGCUGGUGUCUCAAUUUGACCCGGGGAUUAAACUUACUUUCCCUCCAGAGUGUACAACAGAGACACGUAUGGUCACAAUGCAGGUCCUGCAGGUGGCGCUGUCUGAGGUGCAGGACCUGACCGGAGACCCUCAUGCCAGUGCCAGCCCACUGUUGUGCCUCUCUCAAACUCCCAGCAUGCACUUCCUUCAGCCAAUCAGAGUGCAGAUUCCUCUUCCACCUGGAGUGACUGGACACAUGGUGGACAUGUCCCGUUUGCACCUAAUGCACGGUGACCCCACGGCCCACACCUGGACGGACAUCACCGCUCAGGUGUCGCUUUACGUCACGCACAUCUACGCCGUUUUCUCCAUCACACACUUCUCAUGGUACUGGUUGUGGUACACCACUCACAGGUGUGUUAGUGGGGUCGUCAGGAAGAUGUAUCACCGCUUGAAACAGUUCCGGGUUCGAUUUCUGGCACUACAGAGAAAAAACGACCCAGAGCAAGUUCUGCUGCAGUGCCUGCCAUCAGACAAGGCUGAAGGCAGGUUGGUGUCUCUGUUGGAGCAGUAUGAAGGUCCUCAGCCGUCUGAGUUGUGCGUCCUGCUGGAGGGAGAGCAGUUUUUUGCCGGUUUUGAGAGAGGCAUUGACAUCAACGCAGACCGUCCGGACUGUAAAGAUGGCAGACUCUCAUUCACCUUUUACUCUCACCUGAAGAACAUUAAAGAGGUGCAUGUGUGCCCGACCCACCCACAGCAGGGCACAGUGAGAGGACAGGUGAGAGGACAGGUGUCAUUUUACCGUGGUGAAGUGCCCAAUGAUCUUCCAGAGGAAGUGGCGAGUAAAAGAAAAGGUCAUGACAGCCAGUGGAUGGCGACGCUUCCUCUCCGGAUUCCUAACGCAGACUGUGAUGGGAGCAUCUCCGGCGAGCUGAACCUGGGCGACCCGGAGAGCGGCUACCUGACACAGACCAACCUGCUGUCCAUCUCCUUACGCAUCAACCAAGAGUGGCAGAACAUCGGCAUCAACCUGGGCAUCAGCUACGACCAGCUGGAACGCAUCCAGAACCAACACAGGGACUUUGGGGCCCAGGUAUUGGCGAUGCUCUUUCAUUGGGCGAGAGGGCAGCAGGGGGCGGGGCCUGGGGCGGUGCAGCGGCUGAUGAAAGCGUUGGUGGACAGUGGUAGGCGGGACUUGGCGGAGGAAGUAGAGGACAUAGUGACUCUGGGGAAGAGGAAGUAUGAAGAAUCACUAAAGAGAGUCGGACUGGAGACAGCAGCCAGCUCUGCAGACCCUCAGGCCAGCUGACACACACUCACAUUGUGCUGCCAACAUCAUGACAUAUAAACUCCCACCAGCAGCACUGCAGACCAACACAGACAUACAGGACAGUCCCUGGGUCUCGGAGCAGCCGUCUGUCUGAAUGAUGUCUUCAUUAGAUGUCUGUCUCUCUCUCCAGCUCACAGUGUCCAGCAGAUAUAAUUUAUUUGUAGUGAGACACAAUGCUGCACAUUUACACUGUGCCAAAUGAGCCAUCCGUAUUUGUUACAUGUUCUUUGUGUUUUAACCAAGAAACAAUCAAAAAUAUUUUUUAAGUAUGUGGGUGAAUCCCAUGCAGCCUCUCAAAAAAGGUCAUAUUUCACCCUAAAAUCAAAUAAAAAUGUGAUUAAUUUAACAUUAACUUAUAUUCGAUAAAUAGUUAUAAAUUUUGCAUAAAGAAAAUGAAGCUAAUUUGGGACAAGCACAUUUUAUACCCCUUUCUCAUUACUGAAAUGCUUCCAGAUGUUACUCUUUUUAAAAAAAAAUUAAUUAAAGACUGUGUGUGUGUGUGUGUACAUAUAUAUAAAAUUAUAAGAAAUACAUAGGUACAUAUACACACAUAUUUAAUUAUUAAAUGUAAAUAUAUGACAAAUUAUUGUAUAGGGCUUAUAUAGCAACAAUACUGUUGUACUUUUUAAUUAAAAUAAUAAUUUAAAGGCAGUAUAUCAAAUCCCACCAUAAUGUAAUAAAAAUAAAACCAAUUCACAUUAAAAUAUUAAAAUUUGUUCAAAAAUGAAAAUGAUAAAUCAUAGGAAGUGUGUAUAUGUAUUUUAUAAUUAUACAUUUUUGUGGUUAUGAGAAUGCUGUUUCGCUCUAUGUAAAUGAGAAUUUGUGGGUAAAAAGUGCUUAUUUAUCACGAAAUUAAUGCAAAUAGGACAAUGCAGAAAUCCCAAGGGACACAAAAAAUAGGCUUAAUAUCGAAAU